This is a messenger RNA of Eimeria acervulina, 1452 nucleotides long. RefSeq names its product dihydrolipoamide branched chain transacylase, E2 subunit, putative. NCBI's taxonomy places the organism in Eukaryota, Apicomplexa, Conoidasida, Eucoccidiorida, Eimeriidae. Gene Ontology annotation, cellular component: mitochondrion; cytoplasm. Gene Ontology annotation, molecular function: lipoic acid binding; acetyltransferase activity. Bases 1 to 1452 code for a protein of 483 amino acids. The record is from RefSeq and is a predicted model, not a curated record. The transcript is spliced from 12 exons.
AUGGCAUGCGUCGCGCGUUAUAUGGGCCGGGUGGCCGCUGCCACUUCAUAUUCUUCAAAUGCUGGUGGAUUGUGCACUUUUCUCGCCCCAGUGGCCGUCGCGGGAGUCCGUGUGCCCCGCCAAGGCCUAUUCAAGACGCCUUCUGCUCGGGGCAUUUUCAGUAUCUCUCAGCCGCGGCACGGCAUUGUGUGCUUUAAGCUUGCGGAUAUCGGAGAAGGCAUCGCGGCGGUGGAGUUGACGAAAUGGUACAAAAAGGAAGGAGAUACUAUUGAGGAGAUGGAAGAAGUGUGCGAAGUGCAGUCGGAUAAAGCUGCAGUUGAAAUCACCAGUCGAUAUUCGGGAAAAAUAGUGAAGUUGUACGCUCAGGAAGGAGAUACAGUUAAAGUUGGCGGCCCCUUAGUGGACAUCGACUCCCCAGAUGUAGAAGACUCCCCGGCAGGCACGCAGACUUCGCCCCCUCCCCCUGCGGAGACACAUGAAGAGCAGCAGCAGGCGACAGCUGCGCCUUCACCAUCUGCUAAGGGAGGAGAGGCCCUGGCGUCUCCUGCUGUGCGCCGACUAGCCAAGGAAAAAGGCGUUGAUUUAGAUAAGGUGAAGGGCAGCGGCGCUCGAGGGGCGAUAACAAAAGAAGAUAUUCUCAACUAUCUCUCGUCCGGGGCCUCAACUGGGCCGCAGAAAACGUCAACAAAAUCGCAACCCCCCAAAACACCGAAGGGGAGCAGAGAAGACCGAGAGGUUCCGUUGCAGGGCUUUUCAAAGGCCAUGGUCAAAUCCAUGACAGAAUCUCUAAAAGUACCGCAUAUGAAUAUCGGAGAUGAGUAUGACGUAACGCGUUUGGGUGAAGUUCGCCGCGUCUUGAACAACCAACUGGCUGCUGAAGGCAUCAAGGUUUCCCUCACUGCCUUUAUAAUUAAGGCGAUGAGCAUAGCAAUGGAUGAAUACCCCAUUGUCAAUUCAAAAUUCAACGCGCAAACCCAGAACUCGUACACUGAGUUCGGCAGCCAUAACGUUAGUGUCGCGAUCGACUCGCCCGGCGGCCUGGUGGUUCCGUGCGUGAAGAACGUUCAAGACCUAACUCUGAUUGAAAUUCAGCAAGAGCUGAUCCGCCUUCAGGGCCUUGCAAAGGCAAAUCGACUCUCUCCUUCUGAUCUCACAGGGGGCACCAUCGCCUUGUCCAACGUUGGCGUCAUUUCAGGAACCUACAUCCACCCGUUGCUGUUCGAUGGCCAGGCAGUGAUUGUGGGUGUUGGUCGCGUGCGGCAGCUGCCGCGUUUUGUGUCCUGCGAUGACGCAGCAGGCGAAGGCAGCAGCGCACUGGUGGCUCGCGACAUCAUAAACUGCAGUUUCUCAGCGGAUCACAGACACUGCGACGGAGCCACCAUAACGCGCUUCAGCAAGAGCAUUAAGACGCUCUUGGAGAACCCGGAGAUGAUGUUGCUGCACUUGAAGUAA